Abrus precatorius (Indian licorice) is the source of this 2089-nucleotide messenger RNA. RefSeq names its product 3-dehydroquinate synthase, chloroplastic. Gene Ontology annotation, molecular function: 3-dehydroquinate synthase activity. NCBI's taxonomy places the organism in Eukaryota, Viridiplantae, Streptophyta, Magnoliopsida, Fabales, Fabaceae. The coding region runs from base 138 to 1442 and encodes 434 amino acids. Gene Ontology annotation, cellular component: cytoplasm. The record is from RefSeq and is a predicted model, not a curated record. Gene Ontology annotation, biological process: aromatic amino acid biosynthetic process. The transcript has 8 exons.
ACCUAACCCCGCCACUGAUGGUCACCGUCUUCUUCUGUUCAACGAACAGAGCAUGUUAUUGCUGUUGUUAAAGUUCUCUUCUUCACUCACCAACCACCAAGCCACGACCUUCCAUUCUUGAAUCCCCUUCAGACCCAAUGGCUUCCACGUCCACCCAUUUCUCUCUUUUCCUUUCCACCAAACAACCAUCUCCAAUCCCCAAACCCUCUUUCUUCUCCCAUCCCAAAAACAAACACUUCAACUGCAACCCCAAGUGGGCUUGGGCCUCUCUUUCCGCCGCAUCCAAGUCAAGGAUACGCGCCGCUUCCUCUCAGGUCAUGGAUCCCUUCGUACCCAAAACCCAACCCACCAUCGUCGAAGUCGAUUUGGGCAAUCGGAGCUACCCCAUUUAUAUCGGAUCCGGGUUACUUCACCAACCACAGUUACUUCAGAGGCAUGUGCAUGGAAAGAGGGUCCUUGUUGUAACUAAUAAAACGGUUGCACCACUGUAUUUAGAUAAAGUUGUUGAGGCUUUAACAAGUGGAAACCCUAAUGUUUCUGUUGAGACUGUAAUUUUACCGGACGGUGAACAGUACAAGGACAUGGAUAAUCUUAUGAAAGUCUUUGAUAAGGCCAUUGAAUCGCGACUUGAUCGGCGGUGUACGUUUGUAGCUCUUGGAGGCGGUGUGAUUGGCGAUAUGUGUGGCUUUGCUGCCUCCGCGUUCCUGCGUGGUGUUGACUUUAUCCAGAUUCCAACCACUGUUAUGGCACAGGUUGAUUCUUCAGUUGGUGGCAAAACCGGGAUAAACCAUAGCCUUGGAAAGAACUUGAUCGGUGCUUUUUACCAACCUCAGUGUGUGCUUAUAGACACGGACACUUUAAGUACAUUACCGGAUAGGGAACUGGCAUCAGGGUUUGCAGAGGUUAUAAAGUAUGGGCUCAUUAGGGAUGCAAAGUUUUUUGAGUGGCAAGAGAAAAAUAUGCAGGCAUUACUGGCAAGAGAUCCUAGUGCACUAGCAUAUGCUAUAAAGCGAUCUUGUGAAAACAAGGCUGAGGUUGUGUCUUUAGAUGAGAAGGAAAGUGGACUGAGGGCAACAUUGAACUUGGGUCAUACAUUUGGUCAUGCAAUAGAAACUGGGUCUGGCUAUGGGCAGUGGCUUCAUGGAGAAGCUGUUGCAGCUGGCAUGGUAAUGGCAGUUGACAUGUCAUAUCGCCUAGGUUGGAUUGAUGAUUCUAUUGUGAAGCGAGUUCAAGACAUUUUAAAACAGGCUAAGUUACCUACAGCCCCCCCUGAGAUCAUGACAGUGGACAUGUUUAAAUCUAUCAUGGCGGUUGAUAAGAAGGUGGCAGAUGGAUUACUAAGGCUUAUCCUUCUAAAGGGUCCCCUAGGCAAUUGCGUUUUCACAGGGGAUUAUGACAGAAAGACCCUAGAUGAUACGCUGCGUGCAUUCUGUAAAUCCUGAUCUUUGGGCUUGAUGUUUCUGUUGCAGCUUUAUGCAAUUAUUUUUUAGUGAGUGCUUGAAUGUUGUGAUAACCUCAUGUAUUUUUCUAGUGCACUUUGAAUGCCAUCAAUGGCCCCCAUUAUAUACGCGAGUCAAUUACAAAGUUGUAUUAUUAGAAAUUGAGGCAUAUUCAAUAAUUAUUAUCCGAGCAGAUCAUAUUGUUCUCAUCAUUUUUCUUGCUCACAACAAUGCUGAAAUAACUCUCAUUCUUUUAAGUGGAGGGGGUAUGGUUAAAGUCAACAACCUAAACUUCGUAGCUGUGCAACAUAAAUCUCUUGUUCUGGUGUUAAAGUUGAAGAGAACUCGGUGGCAUGACGAUUGAUGAAUAAGAUGAUUCCUCUAAUUCUGGUGGUGUUCUUACGGAAGCCAACUGUUACAGUUGCAAGUACUGGAUGAAGUUAAGAAAUAGGCAGUUAUGAUUUUCAUACGGAUAUGUAAUGGGAUAAGCCCAAAAAUGUUUAUACCCGGAAAACAAAAAAGAUCAUGAUGUAUACAAGUGCAAAAUAUUAAAAGAGCAUGUGGAUGAUAAUUGAUUAUCAUUCUAUCUAGCCUGUGUAAAGUCAAUUUCCAACCUGAUGAAUAAACAAUGAAACGUAAAUCUAGUGCGU